This is a messenger RNA of Camellia sinensis, 1506 nucleotides long. RefSeq lists its product as uncharacterized. Gene Ontology annotation, molecular function: catalytic activity. NCBI's taxonomy places the organism in Eukaryota, Viridiplantae, Streptophyta, Magnoliopsida, Ericales, Theaceae. The record is from RefSeq and is a predicted model, not a curated record.
AUGAAGCUUUUAUUUUGGAAUGUUAGAGGGAUUGACAAGCCUGAGAAGAGGGAAAGAAUUAAAAGGCUACCAAAAGAGAGGCAUAUUGAUAUUGUAUUCUUUCAAGAGACAAAAAAGAUUGUGGUAUCUGACAAUUUAGCUAGAGGGCUUUGGGGUCAAAGGAAAAUGGAGUUCUUGUCUGUGGACCCAAAAUGUACUGCAGGUGGGCUUUUAUGUAUUUGGGAUCCAGAUAUCUUCCAAUUAUCUGGUAGCUGCUGCAACAAGAGGUUCAUUCUACUCUCAGGUACCUUAUAUAACUCCUUUCAUUGUGUUCUACUUAAUAUUUAUGCUCCUAAUGAUGUCAGUAGUAGAUCCUCUCUUUGGAACAUUUUACUCAAUCUUAAGGUCUAUUUUUCUAACCCUUGGUGCAUGGGAGGUGAUUUCAAUGAAAUAAGACAUAUGGGUGAGAGAGUAGGCUGCUUUAGAAGAGACAGAGGCAUGCAACAACUCAAUGAGUUCAUAGAUUCCGCUGAAUUAAAUGACCUCCCCAUUCUUGGUAGGAAAUAUACUUGGUGCAAUGCUCAAGAAUCUCAGAAUUGGAGCAGAAUUGAUAGGGUGUUAUUAAGCCCUGAAUGGUUAAUUUACUUCAAACUGAAACUCUGGGGGCUGCCUCGACUUAUAUCAGAUCAUUGCCCCCUCUUAAUGAUGGAAGAUGAAAGAGAUUGGGGUCUCAAACCUUUCAGGUUUAUCAAUGCGUGGACUUUGCAUCCCAAAUUUGCUCAACUAUUUACUACCUGCUGGGUGAAUGCUAGUUUUGUGGGUUGGGCUGGGUUUAUUCUCCAACAAAAACUAAAACACUUAAAGUUGGAACUAAGGAAAUGGAAUACUGAAGUGUUUGGAAAUGUUUCAACCAAACUUAAGGCUUCAAAGGAUGAAUUACAUGACCUUGACAUCAUUGUGGAGGAAAGAGAAUUGCUACACUCUAAAAAGGCUAGAAGAAGAGAAGUCAGAGGUGAAGUGUGGAAGCUCUAUAGAAGGGUGGAGUGGCUAUGGCAUCAACAGUCCAGAUUGAAUUGGUCUCUUAAGGGGGAUAAAAAUACUAGAUUUUUUCAAGCUAUUGCAAGUUCUCGUCAAAGUAGAAACAUGAUCAAUUCUAUUUCAGCCAAUGGUGUUUCUUAUGAGGACCCUAGUAGGAUCAAGCAUGAGGUUUUCAUCCAUUUCAAGAACCACUUCCAGGAAUUUUGGAUUAACAGGCCUGCUUUGGGUGGAGAGUUCAAAGUAAUUGAGGAUAGUCUUGUCUCUCACUGCUUAAUACCUAAUUUCACUGAAGCAGAAGUUCGGGCAGCCAUUAAAGAGAGUAAUGGUAACAAAGCUCCAGGCCCGGAUGGGUUUAAUCUGUUGUGCUAUCAGAAAUUCUGGAAAGUCAUGAAACAGGAGAUCAUGCAAUUCUUUAGUGACUUACAAACAUAUCAAGCUUACCUAUGGUAUCAACAACUCUUUCAUUACCUUCAUUCCCAAGCUAGAUAG